GCUUACCUAUAAAGUCCAUCACCGCAGCUCUCAGCGAAUGGACUGACUCGCGCUGCUUCCUAUCCGCCGCCAUGGACGAACCACAACGGAGAAAGGGUCAACGGCAUGAAGCCGCCAAGCCUAGAAAGGUGAGGUUCAAGUUGGCGUCGUCUUACAGCGGCCGCGUCCUCAAGCACGUGUACGAGGACGGGCAGGAGCUGGACAGCCCCGAGGAGAAAUACCCUCACAGCUUCAAGAUGGCACCACCCGGCCACCUGGAGAUGGAGCAGCUCUGCGGCUUCGACCGGCCUCUGUCGGAGCAGCGGGGUGUCGACGCUCCAACAGGGCUCAUUGCCCAGAGAAUAAACGUGUACAGAGGAACGGGAGCCUACAAGGCUGCUGCGGGCCAGAACCACCAAACAGAUGGAGACCCCAACUCGUCGGUGUUGGACUUCGGAAAGAUCAUCAUCUACACCAGCAACCUGCGCGUUAUACGAGCACCAACGAAGCAGGCUGAAAUGGUGCGCCACUACACGGCGCCCCCAGUGGUCUCGGAGGGCUACACACAGGCUCGUGAGCGCGUGAGCAGGAGGCGACCUAAAGCUCUUAGUACACAGGAAGGGGAGCAGAAACAGGUGGAGGAAGCGGCCAGAUGCCAGCAUUGCGGCGGCUCGGGCCUCGCCCCGUGUUCGCUGUGUCACGGCAGCAAGCUGUCCAUGCUGGCCAACCGCUUCAACGAGUCCAUCAGCGAGCUGCGCUGCCAGGCCUGCUACCCUCACGGCCUGGAGAGGUGCCAGUCAUGCCGCGCAAAGUCGGCAUGUUUGGACAACGCCAAGGCGACCGGUCGUGUUUGGCCACCGAUCCAAUGAAAGCCAGUGGUCGUUUAAAGGCACACACAUAGAGGCCAUGGUUGAAUAUGGGAAUUAUGCAGCAGGUGGAAAAUACACGCGGCGAACAUAAUCCCCAUUUUAAUUUGCUGCCUUUAAUUAAAAUGAUGCAAACAUUUAACAAUUGUAUUUUUACCUCACGGACAAGGAUCCUAUUCACUGGUUUAAUCCGGCAAUUCUUAUCUGUCUGCACCAGAACAUGAUGUAUUUGUAACGACACACAAUAUGUCACAUGGAGGAUGGAACGAGCUGCAGGAAAUAUGGUUAUUUUUCAAAUGUAAUAAUAUGUAUAGUAAAAUACUAAAAAUAAGUACAAAUAAUUUUAAAGGCCUACUGAAACCCACUACUACCGACCACGCAGUCUGAUAGUUUAUAUAUCAAUGAUGAAAUCUUAACAUUGCAACACAUGCCAAUACGGCCGGGUUAACUUAUAAAGUAAACUUCCGGUUGAAAACGUCUUUGGAUGAUGACGUAUGCGUGUGACGUAGCCAGUGAAACAGAAGUAUCGAUACCCCAUUGAAAACAAUACAAAAUAGCUCUGUUUUCAUCUCAUAAUUCCAUAGUAUCCUGGACAUCUGUGUUGGUGAAUAUUUUGCAAUUUGUUUAAUGAACAAUGGAGAUUGCAAAGAAGAAAGUUGUAGGUGGGAUCGGUGUUUUAGCGGCUGGCUGUAGCAACACAACAAAGAGGACUUACUUGGAUAGCAGACAUCUGUGAUAGGGUGAAGUCCUUCGUCGCGCCGUCGAUCGCUGGAACGCAGGUGAGCACGGGUGUUGAUGAGCAGAUGAGGGCUGGCUGGCGUAGGUGGAGCGCUAAUGUUUUUAUCAUAGCUCUGUGAGGUCCGGUUGCUAAGUUAGCUUCAAUGGCGUCGUUAGCAACAGCAUUGUUAAGCUUUGCCAGGCAGAGAAUUAUUAACCGUGUAGUUACCUGUUCAUGGUUUAAUAGUAUUGUUGAUCUUCUGUCUAUCCUUCCAGUCAGGGAUUUAUUUAUUUUGUUUCUAUCUGCAUUUGAGCCAGAUGCUAUCACGUUAGCUCAGUAGCUAAAGAGCUCCGCCGAUGUAUUGUCGUGGAGAUAAAAGUCACUGUGAAUGUCCAUUUCGCGUUCUCGACUCUCAUUUUCAAGAGGAUAUAGUAUCCGAGGUGGUUUGAAAUACAAAUCCGUGAUCCGCAAUAGAAAAAGGAGAGAGUGUGGAAUCCAAUGAGCCAGCUUGUACCUAAGUUACGGUCAGAGCGAAAAAAGAUAUGUCUUGCACUGCAUUCUAGUCUGUCACGCUAACGUUCCUCAUCCACAAAUCUUUCAUCCUCGCUCAAAUUAAUGGGGUAAUCGUCUCUUUCUCGGUCCGAAUCGCUCUAGCUGCAUUGAAAACAAUAGGAAAAUAUGAGGAGGCGAACAACUGCCUACGUCACGCUACUUCCGGUAGGGGCAAGGCUUUUUUUUAUCAGACACCAAAAGUUGCGUACUUUAUCGUUGUUGUUCUAUACUAAAUCCUUUCAGCAAAAAUAUGGCAAUACCGCAAAAUGAUCAAGUAUGACACAUAGAAUGAAUCUGCUAUCCCCGUUUAAAUAAAACAAUUUAAUUUCAGUAGGCCUUUAAAAUAAGUUGACUAAUUUGUCUUUUUUUUAUUGUUUUGUUUUUAGUCAAAUACAUCCCAAGUCAUUGCCAACUGAGCUUGUUUGUUUUGAAAGAAAUAACCCAGAUUUUCUAUUCUGCAGUAUUUGCUUUGCCUAUAACUUUAUUUCACUUCCAACAACUUAAAAACUACUUUGUUUAAUUUUAAAUGAUAAAAUACUUUAUUAAAAACACUUAAAUUAUCAAAACAUUUUUUUAAAUUGAAAGGACUAAGGCAGGGGUGUCAAACUUGUUUUCAUUAAGAGCCGCCUCACAGUUAUGGCUGCCUUCACAGGGCCGCUUGUAACAGUGAAUAUAUAUGAACAUAAAUGUAUAAUCACAUCAUGAUAUUACACAAUCAUAUUUAUUACAUUACAUAAUCAUAUACACAAUUAUAUAUUCUUUAACACUCAAAUUGAUGGAUAACUUGCUUUAAAAUCAUAAGUCAAGGUGACAAGCAGAUUUUUAAGUAUUUAUUUUUAUUUUCACAAGAAAAUGUCAUACAAAUUAUUGUGUUGCAUGAUCAGAUCAUGUAAAAGUUCAUAAAGACAUGCGAUUUCUGUUGAUCAUUUAUUCUGUUAAAAUGGCAAGAACAAAAAUACAUUUAGUUUGAAACAUGAUAUAUUUUAUUGACCCAUUAUUUCCAGGUUUUGGCCAGGCCACUUUAAAUGAAGUGGCGGGCCACAUUAAAUGAUGUGGCGGGCCAGUACUAGCCCCAGUUCUAGUGUUUGAUACUGUGGAACAAGGUGUCAUUUUCAUAACCUGUUUGUUAAAGCUAAAAUUAAUAACUAAAUUACAUACUGUAAAUAGAAAUGAAGCUGGGGUAGUCAUGUAUACUACUAGCACUACUGCUAUGAAUAUAAUAUUACAAAUUUUAUACUUUCACAAAAUUGUUGCAUGGGGGAAGUAAUGGGCUGCAGGGAAUUAUGUUAUAUUUCAAGUUUAAUAAUAUGAAUAUUAAAAAAUACAAACAAUUAGAAAAUAAGUUGACUAAAUCGAGACUUUUUAUCAUCAUUAUUAAUUUCAUUAAAACAAUAAGCUGGUUUGUUUUGAAAAAACAGCAACUUUGCUGUGUGAGUACAAAAUAUUAAAUUCUACAGUAUUUGAUUUGCAUCUACCUUUAUUUCACUUUCAACAACUUCAAAAUUAAAAAAAAUAAAGCAAAUAAUAUAGAUACAUAUAAUAGAUUAAACAUACAUUUGUUAUAAAUAAUAUUUUCGAAUUAAAUGGACUGUUCAAUCUAUUGCAUGUAGAAAGUAAUGAGUUGCAGGGAACUAAGUUUUUUUUAAUAAGGUGUCACCUUUUUCGGUAUGAAAAAGCUAAAAGAAAGAACACAAUUACAUAUUGUAAAUAGAUUAGGAGGUUCUUUAUACUACUACUGCUACUGCUAUGAAAAUAAUACUACAAAUUAUAAAAAUAUACAAUGUUUAUUAAUAGUUUACUAUGACUUAUUUCACUCAUGUUAAUUGUCCGAUUAUUGCCAAUUAUUUAAUACUUUUCACAAAAUGUGUUUUGAAUUCAAAUGAAAGUUUAUUUUUUACCUCUUACUGUACUUAAUUUCACUUAAAAAAUAAACAAACAAAAACACAAAUGGGCCUUUUCUGAUUGAAACAAAUAUAUAUUUUUUUAAGCUAUAAAAAAAUUAAGAAGAUGAACCAGGAAGUCAAAAAACAGAAACAGGAAGUGGAGGGAAGCAAUUAAUUGAGACGCACCUAUUAGUUUGGACAGAAAGUAAAGCGUCUUGGAGCAGCAAACUAUUUAAUAUACAACACAUUAUGUAUUUCAACAGCCAACUUGGUUAAAUUUCAGCAUGAAUGCUAACAACUGCUUCCACUGGUAAGUUUGAUCCUCAUACUCUCAUAUUGUUACCUGCUUGGCAGCCAUCUUGUCUCUAACCCUCAAAUGGUCACUUAAUUUUAAGACAUUGUCACAUGGAACAUUUCUUGAGUGUACAUCCAUUGCUAUGUUUCUUAGGGAAGCCACAUUUUCCUCAUGUUGGUUUUCUUUUCUUUUCUUUUUUGUACUGUCCAGCUAUUCAGACAAAUCAUAUUGUUGAUAUAGAUGCCCAUGUUUGCUGUACAGAUUUACUUUACAAAAGAUAAGUGUGAGAUACUUCUCUUGUUGCCUUAUUUGUAUUUGACUUAAUUAAAUGAAUUUAUAUAAAAAAAGGAAGAAGAAAAAAAAGACAGGGGGAGAUUGCGGGGACAAAAGGGGGAUAAGACAGAGAGACAACAAACACAAGUAGAUGCAGCAAUUCCCGAAGAAAUUGGGUGUGAAUGCUCCAAUGCUGAAGUUGAACUGAAAUCCUGGAAUUUUUAUUAGAAUUGGUGAAGCAGAGCACACAAUUCCCAAACAGGCUGAAUAUUUUGAAGUUGGAACAGUUUGAAUCAGAUGAAAAAUGCUGGCAUUGUGGAACUUUAAAGAAUGUCCCAUUGAAUUUCCCCAAAAUUUGGCCAAAGCGGCAAUUUUUUUAGAAAAUGGUAAAAAACUUGUAUGGUCUGAAUAAGUUGAAAUGGCCGGUGUUGGAAUUUUUCAAAUCGGUCGAGAAAUGUUGAAGUAGCAACAUGUUGAAUUGAGAAAUGGUUUUACGGAAUUUCGGGAAAACCGGGAAUUUUCCAGUUCAUAAAACAACUUUGUUUUUUGUCCUGAUUAAGAGGAAUGUUUUGACGGUGGAACGGUUGAAAUGCGUUGAAAAAUGUGGAAGGAGUAGUCGCCAGAAAAAAGGGUGGUAAUAGGGCUUUGGUAAACUAGGAAUUCUGGAAAAUCCUCGAAUUUUUUUGAACUUGAAAAAAAAAUUAGUUUGAAUUUCCAGGAUGGUGGAAUGUGUUGAAGGUAGAAUGUUUUGAUUCCGUUGAAAAAUGUGGAAAGGGUGGAAGUUUGAAAAAUGGCCAAUUUAUUUUGAAUGGGAAAAAUGUCCCGGAAAACCUGGAAUUCUGGAAAUCUGGGAAUUUUGUGAAUUUGUCAAGAGAAAGCCCGCAAUUCCCAAAUAGGCUGAACAGAUUGAAGCUGGAACGGUUUGAAUCGGAUGAAAAAUUUGGAAAGUAGAGCGCACCAAAAUCUGGAGAAGAAGAAGAAGUUGAAGAAGUACUUGUACAAUAGAUUAAUUUUGGUGUAGAAAACCAUAUGUGUGAAUGCUUUAGAGCAGUGGCCCCCAACCUUCUUUGCACCAUGGUCCGGUUUAAUAUAGACAUUAUUUUCAUGGACCAGCUUUCCACUUGUGCCAGAUAAAUAAAGCAAAAAAUAAGUGCAUGAAAAAUACAACUCACUUUAACGCUGAAUUAGUGGGAGCCCUGGGCCUGUUUCUUUGCAAUGAGAUCACAUUUAUAUUUUCUAUAUUCAUUAAUGUGCAUUGUAUCAUGUCAAAAAGUUAUAAUUAAUAUAACAAAAGGCAACUUCCUAUCAGGAGUUUUAUUGUACAUCUAUAAACAAGCAUAUUUUUGUGUCCAGUGGGACAGGCGAAAAUGCAGUCGUUUAUAAAUAAUUUAAUGUUUCUCUGCGGCCCGGUAGCAAAUGUGUCACAGACCGGUACCGGUCCCCGGACCGGUGGUUGGGGACCACUGCUUUAGAGCAUUCACACAACAAUAACAUCCACAACAACAACAACCACAGAACAGCAUCAGCUAUGUACAAAUACUAUAUGAACAAAUAUGAUAUGAAAAGUUAUAGCAAAGAAGUAAAUAUUAACACAUAAAUGACACUACAAAUGUUUUUCUUCAAGUAAUUAAUCUUGUAUUUUCCUUAGGGUAAAGGUAGUCGUGUUUGAUGCAAACACUAGGUUUAGCUCAGCGUAACAAUAUCAAUUAAAUUAUUUCCUUACUGCCUUUUCGUAACAUACAAUUUUUUAUGCAAAUGAAGUCAAUAGAACAAAAUAACUAAACAGAAGCACAAUCUACUAAUGCCUCUGAAUUAAAUUAAGAUUAAGAUUUUUUCCCUUAAAGCCCCCCUGUGUCAAGGACCUAUUUCCUGAGUUUGUAAACCAUAACAAAAUGAAGUUUAAUAAUACUAAAAAAUACAGAUCUAAUCACUGUAGUAUUGCCCAUAUGCUGAUACUAUCUAUACUUGAUUGGUACUGUCGAUAUUUGUAUCAAUCGCCCACCCGUGUUUACGUUCAGGAGCUCAAGCUUAGCUUGGCUUUUUGUAUCCUCUAACUGUGUGUAGUUUAGCAUGAUUAGCUAUUCCACUUCUUCUAGUCCUCAAGUGAUAAAGUCAUUUGUAAGAAAUAGAGUUAGCUCAGUUGUUCGCUUGUCGCUAUCAAAUUUGCGGUACACAGCUAGAAUGUGUCAACAUGCAUUAUCACAGUUAGGGAUGUAAACGGUAUAAUGAUAAACUGCGGUAAAAUUCCAGACGGUUAGUUAUACCAUUCAAAUUUUUAUUUACCGAAAAAAAAUAAUUUUUUUUAGGUUUACACCGGUUACUUCCUGGCAACGGAAGCAACGCAUGCACACUAGCGCCGUUAAGUUUGACAAAAAUGGCGGCAAAUACACAGACUUUGCUCUGGAGAUGUUCCCUCAGAGUAAACGGUGCCAAAUUGCUUUGUUUCACUUCACUGCUGUUAUUAAAUGAUGACAAGUGUAGACAGUAUUGGAGACAGAUGCAUUUGUCCCGAAUUACCAUGCAGCAGGCGAUGUGUCGUGAGAGUUGCCACAACUUGUUUAUAAAGUCUUUAGUUGGUUUACUGGAUGGUCACCCGUCCUUUAUUUUAAUGCUGACUUUGUCAGUGUUCCAAUAACAUCAAUACUAGCUAAAUGUUUUGUCAUCUCCUCGAAUUAAACGCAGGGUGUGUUGUCAGUGAGACACACAGAUUGUGUAUUAGAUGUGAGAGGUAUCACUCCUGUUUAUUUUUGUUGGGCAAACUGUUGCGCUGAACCACAUGGUUGUUGUUGAAGAACAAAGCUUGUUUAUUAGACGUUAUCUUCAUUAACCAAACUGCUUUGUGUUUUAUAUUGAUAUAAAAAAAUAAACACCAUGUUUUUUGGCAUUACUUGUGUUUUUUUUUCAUUUCACAACAUUGUUACUUUAAAAACCAUUCAUGUGACAUAGCGUUUUGUUAAUGUUUCAUGGUGUAUAGUUAAUUCUUAUACGACACAUAUAUGUUCAAACUCUGAAUGUAACUGUCCUGAUACAGCAUGCACAUGUACAUAUAAAUCAAAAAGUAAAACUAGAGAUAAAGGGGUUAUGUAAUGAGAACAAGCUGACACGUUGAUAAUAUUAUUGAACAAAACCAAAAAUAUUUAUCUUUAAAUAUAUGGAUAACGAUAGCCUUUUUAUUAGACUUUCACAUAACAUGAUGGCGUCACGUUCACACCCCACCUCAACUCUGUUUUACCUAACAUAAUCAAUAAUCGUGAUUAAUAAUCGUGAUUUCAGUAAUGAUUAAAAUAAUCUUGAUUAUUUUGGCCAUAACUAUGUAUAUACUAGAUUUCAUACAUGGACACUAUUUUUAUCUAAAUAGACAAAAAGUGCAGUUACGUCUUAUGUCCAAAACUUGCCAUCUUGCACAAUUUUCACAUUUAUUUUUAUUUAUUUAUGUUGUUAUUUUGUUUCUGAUAUAUUACUUUGUUUAUAAUGCUUGUGUUGAUUUCUUACGCACAUUAAAUCUUCUACUUGAGGUACAUACAUUAAUUUUUAAAUGUGUUGUUUGUGGUUAUUUUAAUAAAACUUGGUUAAAAGAUUUCAGUAGAAGUAGUUUUUGAAAAUACCUCAAUAAUAAUGAUAACCAAUGAUAAUUUUGGUCACAAUAACCGUGAUAAAACAUUUUCAUACCUUCACAUCCCUAAUCACGGGCUAACAAUAGAAUGAAAAUCGCUAUCAUCGGCCAAAUAAAUAUGAUUUAUGUUGUAUAUCGACGUCAACCCUAUAUUUUAACACAUGUAAAAACCAAAACUAUUUAAUUCUCAUCCCACAUUUUGAGGUACAUUUUUAUAUUUUUAUUUGUUACAUUUGUCAUGAUCGCUCAUGACAAUUAUUAUUUUAUUUUAUUUCCUGCCCAGCGCUGUUAUUUUUGUUUUUAUUUCCUGUUUGCGUCCUUUUUUGCCACAAGUUCUCCUGUCUUAGUGCUGGCUCCCUCACCUGUCUCUGAUUAGCAAUCAGGACACACCUGUUUGUGGUUGCCAAUCAGGAUGCAUUUUACAGUAUGUGCUGUCCUCUUGACAGGGUUGACUCAUUGUGCUUUGUACCGCCAUGUUGCAUUGCUUUCCCGAUGCUUUUUGUGAUUGUUUAGCCUUUUUGUGCACUUUCCAAAUGUUCCUAUUUUUUUUUGUUAUUAAAUAAAUUUUACCUGCA
Messenger RNA from Entelurus aequoreus (snake pipefish), 8754 nucleotides. RefSeq names its product glutaredoxin domain-containing cysteine-rich protein 2. Gene Ontology annotation, biological process: sensory perception of sound. The coding region runs from base 72 to 848 and encodes 258 amino acids. NCBI's taxonomy places the organism in Eukaryota, Metazoa, Chordata, Actinopteri, Syngnathiformes, Syngnathidae. The record is from RefSeq and is a predicted model, not a curated record. The transcript is spliced from 6 exons.